AUGGUGUCUCAAUACCAAAAAGUUGAGUGGGGCAAGCUGGUACUGCUGAAAGGUAUAAUUCUAAGGCACCAAUUCAUUUUGUGGAUGGCACUGCAAAGAAAAUUGUUAACUGUCGAUAAAGUAAUUAAGUGGGGCAUCACAGUACAAACUGAAUGUGUACUGUGUGACACCCUGCUAGAGGAAACUUUUGAUCAUCUAUUUUUUGCUUGUCCAUACUCUCAACAUAUAUGGGCUGCUAUCCUAACCUGGCUGGGUGUUCAAAGAUCAAUAGGGGACUGCAAUCAGGAAGUGAACUGGCUACUACAGAGAAUUAGUCAUAGUCGACCAAGAGCUUGUAUAAUGGGAUUUUGUUUUGCUGCUAUGGUAUACCACAUAUGGGCUGAAAGGAACGAAAGAAGAUUCUCCAACAAACAAUCUAGCAGCCUGAAGAGAUUGAAAGAUGUUGUUGUGCAACUGCAUAUUGAAGGACAAAAUCAUAGCAAGUGGAAGAGUCUUUGGAGAAACUAG
Messenger RNA from Lycium barbarum (goji berry), 507 nucleotides. RefSeq lists its product as uncharacterized. Lineage: Eukaryota; Viridiplantae; Streptophyta; Magnoliopsida; Solanales; Solanaceae. The record is from RefSeq and is a predicted model, not a curated record. The transcript has a single exon. The coding region runs from base 1 to 507 and encodes 168 amino acids.